AAUGUCAAACGAUGCAUUGCACAUUCCGAAGGAAGAAUUAUUAAAAUUUGCAGUUAGCAUGAGAACAUUAGAUCCUUAUGUUAAUCCUUUGGAAUUGCUACACAUGACAAAUCAACAAAAACAACUUGAAAAUUGCCAAAUAGUAAUACCAUAUACAAGAAAGUUCAAUGAAGAGAAAGAAAAGUAUAAAAUAUGUAGCAACAUUGUGCAAUAUUUCAUUACAAAAACUCUAUUUCCAAAUUGUUAUCAGCAAAUUACUUUCCUGGAUGUUUCGAAUGAUAAAAAAAAUGGUGAAGAUGAGAAGGAUUAUUUAUUGAAAAGAGAAGAACAAGGAAAGUAUGAUAGUGAUAACUUGAAAUUGGAAUUAGAAAGUAGAGCUGCUGCCAUUAGUGAUAAAGAAAAUUCUGGAUUCCUUAAAGAGAAUAUUUAUCUGGCAAAAUUAAACUAUAGAAAGGAACUUAAGUUACAUAAUAAUUUGGCUUUGAAAGAGAAUUUAUCCAAUUUUGCCACUCACUCAAAUUAUCCAGCUUUCUUCUAUAAGAUUGAACUCAUGAAAAUAUGCUCAAAUGUUGUUCAAUUGGAAGAACAAAUUACACAAAUCAUAGAGAAGGAAGAAAGAUUUGUUCCAUUACACCAAAUAGUUAAUCAAGUUCCAAUUGCUUCAAUAAAAGCAGAAACUGACACUGAUGAAGCAUUGAAAACCUUUGAUUUGGAUAGUAAUAAUUUUUAUUUUGAGUUUAAAAAAAUACCUUUUGAUGCUAAAGAUAUGAAUGAUUUGUCAACAAAACUAUACCAGUUUCCAUAUUUUAAGGCUCUAGAAUUUCUAGAUAGAUAUGCUACACCUUUACUUGUAAAGACAAUUUUCUUUGAAGAAUACUAUGUUGUCUCUCAAAAUUGGUUGGGAAAAGUCCUUCAAAACAUUGAAAUACUUUCAAAACCGUGCGAAGAUUCCAUCAAAGAUUAUUAUUUUUUGACAAAGGAUACUCUUAUCUAUGUUGCCAUAGCAAUUGGUACACUAGCAAUGGAAAUAAUAACAAUUAUUGAAUAUGCUCUUCAUAAAAACUCUAUGUAUUACGAGAAACAUGUUAAGACUGUAUGGGAUGGUAGAGAUGAUCAAAGUAAUCAAGUGAACUUUGACUUCUCUAGCAAUUUAAUUUUCACAAAUCAAUAUAUAACAAAAACAAAUGUAUCACGAAGACAAAAUUUGAUUUGGAUAAUGCAUAAGGAGAUUAACCCAACUGAUUCUAGUGAUGUAAACUUUACAAACAACAUAUCAACUACAUCCCAAAAGGAUCAGGAUAAUACUGAUAAAGAAUUUAAUUUGAGUUCAUUUACUUAUAGACUUAGCAACCCAAAUCCUCAAGUGAAGAAAUACUUUUGUACAACCUUAAUGGAUCCUGUCUACUUUCAUACAUUUAAAGUAAAACCAAAUCAAAAAAAAGUAAUUAAUUAUCACACCAAAAAUUUUAAUGAUGUUGGUGAACAAAUCGAAAUGAAAGUUUUUCUUGAUAAUGUUUUACUUGAUUGUUUUGCCAUUCCAAAUGAAAAUUAUGAACUGAUCAUUGAAACAAGAGAGGAUUUAGCCAUUAAUAGUAAUGUUGAUUUUGCUUUUGCUCCUAUGUCUGAUGUGGUAAAUGAUCGAAUUUUGCCUAUAAGUAUAAAAAUUGGACAGAAAUUUCAAACAAUGGUUGAGAUGGAAGAUAAAUCCCUAAAGCCAACUAUUGCUACAAUAUAUAACAAGCAAAUUUUCAAUUGGGAGAGGCUCAUUGAAUAUUUAAAUGUUGACCAGGUCCCACAACUCCUUGUUGAGAAAAUAUCUAAAGAGAGACCGAAUUCUGAGAUUAAUUAUGACAGGUUUAUUAGAAAAUAUGCUAAGCUUCGAAAAAACACUCAAGAAUACAAUGCUAGGUUUUACUCUGGAAUAAUGCCCAAUUAUGAAUCUUAUAAGAGAGCUGAUGCUCUACCUGGUUUUCUGAUAAGAAAGGAACUAAGCCCUACAUCUAUACCAGUUCUCUCAGAUAUAAUAAAAAGCCAGAGUUUAAUACCAUAUGGUCUAUGCUCUAUGGAAACUGAAGAUGAAACUUGGACAGAAUGUAGUCAUGUUGUGAAGAGUCCAUUUGAAAUGAGCCAUGACCAAAAAGUGAAAUUAUGGGAGCUUACCAGAUUAGAACUUAUUUCAUUUCCAGAGAUUUUAGAUUUAUCUUAUAACAUUGAUCUUGUUGAAAUUAGUGGUGAAAUUUGUAAUUUGCCACUUGAAUCAUUGAAUUUAGAUGGUUGUCCUGCACUUAGAACGCCACCAAGAGAAGUUGUUAAUAAAGGCCUUGAAUUUAUUCAAGGUUACAUGAGAAAAUUACUUGAAGGCUCAAAUAGAUGCAGAAAAACUAAAUUAAUAUUGGUAGGAUUGGGUGGAGCUGGUAAAACUAGUCUUGUCAAUAGAAUGAUGAAUGAUACUAAAGAAGGCAGUACAGAUACAAAUGUUACUGAUGGAAUUAUAAUAAAAAAGUGGCUUCUUCAAUCAGUUGAAUAUUCAGUUUGGGAUUUUGCUGGACAAACCAUCUAUUAUAAUACUCAUCAAUUUUUCUUAUCAAAUAGAGCAAUUUACAUUCUUUUAUGGAAUGUUCGUUUAGGUUAUGAAUAUGCUGGUUUAAAUUUUUGGUUAAAUACUAUUGGUCGUCAUGCUCCAAAUGCUCCAAUUUUACUUGUUGGUUCUCAUAUAGAUGAGGAUGGAAGAAUAUUACACGAUGAUCUAACAAAAGUAUGGCCUACCAAAACUUAUCCUAUUGAAUUACAUAGUUGGCUUAUUACUCUAAUGGAAGAAUUUAAUUUAUUAUUUUCAUUAAAAUCACAAAAAGAAUACUUAAUACCUUGUCUUCUUCCACCAUUUCAAAUGGAAAAUUUUUGGGAAGGAGACGUCUUAACUGAACAAGAUAUAGAAAAAAAAAUGGUUUAUGAAUUUGAUUAUCUUCCAUUGGGACUCUUUAAUAGAGCUCAAGUAAGGCUUCAUUACUACAGUGAUGAAUUGAAAUUAUGGAGUGAUGGAUCAUUCUUACAAAAGAAUGAACAUAGAGGAUUUAUUAAGAAAACAGAUAGCUCAAAAGUUAUUGUAAAAGUUAGAGGACCAAGACCAGAUAAUAUUUUGUUUUUUGUUCACGAAGUAUUCGAGAGACUAAUUGAAGAGUCUUUUUCUGGAGUGAAAUAUGAUUAUUUCCUGUCUUGCAUCGAAUGUGUUCGUUGCAGAGAAUCGCGACCUUCUAUGGUACCAUCAGAAAGAAUUAGAAAAGCUCUAAAUUCAAAAAUACCAUUGUUACAAUGCUUUCAUCAUUUUCAUAUUUUAACCUUUGAUCAACUACAAAAUAUGUUGCCACCAAAAGUUUCUGACAAUCUGAAACAUAAAAAAUAUACUAGAAAACUUAUCAAUGAAUUAUUCAAAUACAUUAGUAUCAAUUAA
Messenger RNA from Dimorphilus gyrociliatus, 3448 nucleotides. The record is from the annotation of a GenBank genome assembly. Lineage: Eukaryota; Metazoa; Annelida; Polychaeta; Dinophilidae.